Messenger RNA from Symbiodinium pilosum, 1149 nucleotides. Lineage: Eukaryota; Dinophyceae; Suessiales; Symbiodiniaceae. The record is from the annotation of a GenBank genome assembly.
AUGUUCAUCUCGGUGAUUACUGUCAGCUCCCUCGCGGGCCUCCUGUGCGCGUUGGUGGUUCUGCAAUUGCUGCAUUCUGGAGGAGAGCGAGUACUCCUUCAUUGUACAAUUCUUUUACCAGUUUUGCGGCUGGUCACAGGGCUUCUCUGCAUGUUGUAUCCUUGGAAUAAAUUCACCCCCGACGAGGCAUAUAAGCAGGGUGAUGGUUUGGUGCGGGACCUGGCAUGUGCGACCUACUUUUUGUUCGGAGCAGCCCUUGCCACGGGUUCGAUCAUCAACUGCUGCAUUUCUCUGCGAGUUCGACAUCUCGCUCGGCCAUGGCUUGGCCUGCAGGCAAAUUUGAUGCGGACCGUCAGCAGGAUUGUGCUUGCCAACCCGGGUAUGCUCCUGGUUCCGCUGGGUUGUGCGUUGCUGCUCUACUUCUGGAUUGUGGCUUGUAUCUCCGCUCUUACAGCAAUCCUCCGCAACGCGGAGAGUUCCUGGGCGGAAGCUGCAAUACUUCCUGCAUUCGUGUUGAUCUGCUGGGGUGGAGGUGUUGCCUGCUACGUUGCCAUCCUGGUCUUCUGUGGAGUCUACAGCCGAUGGUACCAUUCCUGCUCUGAACCACCUGUUGCAGCGAGUCUCAGGAGCGCGCUUGCUUUCGCAAUCGGUUCGGCAUGUCUGGCUUCGUUUCUCAGACCAACUUGUCGCAUCAUCGAGGUCCUGAGCAGGCUUGUUCAGCCUGCAGGGGCUGACUGCAAGGCAAACCCUCUCCGAGCCUGCUUGACCUGCAUCUUUGGGUAUCUUCUCGAGAGCUUGUUCCGAUGUGUAGGAGACAUUUCGCGCUUUUUCAACACCUGGGCUUUCACCCAUUGCGCAAUCCGGAAUGCUCCAUUCUUCCAAGCAUCGUGCAUCACGUUUGCUGUGUGCACGUGCGCCAACGUGACACUGCUUUCGAGCAACCUGGUCCUGGACUAUGUAACAGGUUCCGGCACCCAAGCGGGUGGUCUGCUUGGUUUCCUUGUCGGAGCUGUGGCUCACUUCCUAGGCAAGUGGCCAUGGCUUCACUGGGCGCCAGCUGCUGGGUUUAUUUGCGCAACCAUCAUGACCAGCAUUGUGCUGAGCGUUGCCAAGACCGGCUUCAAGGAGCACAUGCCUCAUGUUAUAUGA